UUUUAGAAUGCUUGGCUUACUACUGGGCCUAGCGGCCUUGCUGUGCACUUCUGUGCAUGCAGAUCUGUUCACUUCCGUAGCCGACAUGGAGCAGUUAAUAGAUCCGAAAAAGAACAUCCCAACAAUGCUCUAUAAGUACAUAAAUGUUGAACAGGAACGACUUGAGCAGCUCAGAGGAUUAGCGCAGGAGUAUGAGAAACGAUAUUCGAAUAUUGUCGACGACAUCACUGACAUCGAAAAUCCUAUCAACGCUUUCCUGCUCAUCAAGAAAAAGAUGUACGAUUGGGCUCGAAUCGAACGGAGAAUGCAGUUAAGCAAGCACGAUUCAUUCAUCGAACGCGUCAGCCACGCAAACAAUGGAGUUCGUAUUCCGACUGAGGAAGAUUUGAUCGGAGCUGCCAUUGGCCUUCUUCGUCUACAAGACACUUAUCGACUAGAUACCAGAGAUCUGGCCAAUGGUCGAAUUCUUGAGGUUCAAGGAAACUAUACGCUUAACGCUGGCGACUGUUUCGACAUUGCUCGAGCUGCUUAUAAUGAUGAAGAUCACUAUCAUGUCAUUAUGUGGAUGGAAGAGGCUAGAAGACGUUUGUAUCACGAAACUGUGAAAACCGCCGAUUUGGAACAGAUCAUGGAGUUCAUGUCCUACUCUCUGUACAAACAAGGAAAUCUUAAACAUGCACUUCAAAUGGUCGAGGAGCUUUAUCAAAUAAAUCCCAAUCAUCCACGUGCUAAAGGCAACAUCAAAUGGUAUGAGGGUUUGCUAAGAGAAGAAGGAGUAAAGAAAGCUGACAUGAGAAGAUCGCUGGGUCGCGUAAAGAACGAACGUCCAGAUAGCGCAUUGGGUAAUAAGGAAAGAGCAAUGUGCGAAGCACUGUGCAGAGCUGAAGUGCCAGUGAGUGAAAAGGACAUUGCAAAGCUUUACUGCUACUUGAAGAGAGACAGACCAUACCUGGUUUAUGCUCCUAUUAAGGUGGAGAUCAAGAGGUUUAAUCCAUUAGCUGUGCUGUUCAAGCAGGUGAUGAGCGAUGAUGAGAUUGCGAUCAUUGAGCAGCUCUCCUUACCCAAGCUAAAUCGAGCUACUGUUCACGAUUCGAUAACUGGAGAACUCGUCCAUGCAACUUAUCGAAUUAGUAAAAGCGCGUGGUUGAAGCCAUGGGAGCACGAAGUAGUGGAACGAAUUAACAAACGUAUUGACAUGAUGACAAAUUUGGAAAUGGACACGGCUGAAGAGUUGCAGGUCCAAAAUUACGGAGUUGGUGGUCACUACGAUCCACACUUCGAUCAUGCGCGAAGAGAAGAAACCGAAUCAUUCAAAGCGCUCGGAACUGGCAACAGGGUGGCCACUGUGUUGUUUUACAUGACUGAACCCACCUAUGGAGGUGGAACGGUAUUUACCGAAGUAAUGUCAUCUGUAAUGCCAACAAAGAACGAUGCACUUUUCUGGUAUAACCUACAUAAGUACGGUGAUGGAAAUGUUCUGACACGUCAUGCUGCGUGCCCAGUUUUAUUGGGACAAAAAUGGGUAACAAACAAAUGGAUUCAUGAACGAGGAAACGAGUUCCGACGUCCCUGCGGUUUGAAGAUGUCCGAUGGAGAAAGAUUCAUCGGCGAUCUUGGCUUCGGUCCAACGCCAAGAAAUCAUCCGAAUCUCAGUCCAAUACUAUCCAAGGACGUAUUUCACACUAUUUAAUCGCCAUCCCUGAUACACUCUAGGACCAUGCGUUUAGGCCCAUUGCCGUGACCUUUGGGUACAGGUGCCUUUACUUGAAUUUUUGAUUGGGUAAGGAAGUCCCUCGACAGGGUACAGAGUGGUGGUGCCCAUUGUUUGGGUGAGAGGAAACCUAUAUCACUCAAAUAACGUUAAUUGUAACACUGCCAAUGGGAAAACAUCACGGUAAGCUCCUCCUAUGUGUCAAUGUGCUUGCCUCCUGAAUUUUCCGUGCCAGCGCCGUUCCAGGGCUGUUCCAACUCAGCUCCAGCGCCGUUUUAACGCCGUUUCAAAGCUGUGCUAUCCAUUGCAAAACUUUAACAAAUGAAAGCGUCCACGUGGACUCUGGCACUGCACUGGAACGGCGCUGGCACGGUGCCGGCACGCGACUCUGGACACUGUAUAAUUGGGUGUUGUGAAGGUGUGCAGAGAUGACCUAGGGUCCGAGAGCACCACCGCUCUUCACUGCUGAGAGCAGAGAAAAUGAGAAAAUCGUUGUUGUUCGUAAAAGAACACCUGUGCCAUGACAUCCGCAUCAGAAGGUCGCCUUCUAAUGUCGAGGUCGCGUCAUUGGUCCUAGCCCGAGUUCCUGAGUGUCCGACGUUGUUUCUGUUUUUUUUUUGUUUAUAGUGCGGUAUUAUCGGGUGGUGACUACUUGUUUUUCCAAAUGCCUUGCCAAUUUCAGCUUUCCAAACUACUUAUUUUCCCGGUUCUUACGACAAUUCAAAAUCUUCUGACCAGCUCUUUCUUCUUCUAAUUUAUUGAUCCCCCAGACUUACGAAGUUUUCUGCUUAUAACUGCUACAGUUGCGAACCUUGCCUGUCGAUUACCGUAAUUUAUUUGCUACGAAGCAUUUAUAACUGGGUUGGGUACUGAGAAAUAAAUGCGACAACCCGGUUACAGUACCCGCGAACCCGAAAAUUUACCCACUGCUGUUGUUUUCAUUACUAAUCGCAUAAUCGAAGCUGUUUCGAACACUUUGUUGCUUUGAAUAAUGUUGUAAUGUUGAUGUUUGAUAUACUCAAACAUUUGAAGUCAUUACACGUUGUAGAAAAACUGUUAUUUUAGUUUUGGGUCAGGGCUGGCCAAAGACUGCCGUAGCCCGAAACUUAGGUCGCUGUCCGCCAACUUUUUUUCACAAAUCACACAGACAAUGGC
Messenger RNA from Cylicocyclus nassatus, 2866 nucleotides. Lineage: Eukaryota; Metazoa; Nematoda; Chromadorea; Rhabditida; Strongylidae. The record is from the annotation of a GenBank genome assembly.